Molecule: messenger RNA, 936 nt
Organism: Microstroma glucosiphilum
Lineage: Eukaryota; Fungi; Basidiomycota; Exobasidiomycetes; Microstromatales; Microstromataceae
Product: GNS1/SUR4 membrane protein
Exons: 10
Coding region: 1-936 (311 amino acids)
Biological process (GO): very long-chain fatty acid biosynthetic process; sphingolipid biosynthetic process; fatty acid elongation, polyunsaturated fatty acid
Cellular component (GO): endoplasmic reticulum membrane
Molecular function (GO): fatty acid elongase activity
Source: RefSeq, a predicted model, not a curated record
AUGCCUUCCCACUCGCCAAUCUACGAUGCCCUCGCCGGCCUCUUCCCCUCCAACGCGCCCCGGUCACUAUACAUCUGGGACCCACCCAACACGCCCCUCUCCACACCCCAGGCGGCAGCAGCAGCCAUUGCCACCUACCUCGUAGUCAUCUUCGGAGGCAGAUAUUUUAUGAAGGACAGGAGAGCCCUUGGAGAAAGUCUCAAGAUCCCGUUCCUGAUCCAUAACCUCGCACUCACCAUUGGAAGUGGAGCACUCUUGGCCGUCAUGCUAGAAGAAGUCUUGCCCAUUCUCAACAGAGGGGGAGCACUUUACGGCAUCUGUCAUCCUGCCGCAUGGACUACAAGGCUAGAGACAUUUUAUCUCAUCAACUACUACUUCAAAUACUGGGAGCUUCUCGACACCGUCUUCCUUGUGCUCAAGAAGAAGCCUUUGCAAUUCCUGCAUGUCUACCACCACUCUGCUACCGCUCUCCUUUGCUACACUCAGCUGACCGGCAAGACGUCGGUGUCAUGGGUGGUCAUCGUGCUAAACCUCGCAGUCCACGUGAUCAUGUACUUCUACUACGCUCUCUCAAGUCUGAAGAUUCGGGUCCCCUGGAAACAGCUGGUGACCGUUUGCCAGAUUACUCAGUUCGUCAUCGACCUCUGCGUCGUCUACUUUGCCUGCGCCGUGCACUGGAGCUACAGUCAAAACAUCAAGCUCCCCUUCUUCUCCAAGCCCACUGACUGCUCCGGCUCAGAAGGAGCCGCUCUUGCUGGCUGUGCAUGCUUGACCAGCUACCUCUUCCUCUUCCUGAGCUUUUACGCCCGCACAUACAAGAAGGACGGCAAGGCCGGUGUCAAAAAGGCCGCUGCCAAUGGUCGUCCGAUUGCCGGUAAUGGCAGGAUCAACAGCAAUGGCAAUGGCAAGAGCAACGGACAGGCUUCGAAGCAGUAA